Messenger RNA from Vigna angularis (adzuki bean), 803 nucleotides. RefSeq lists its product as uncharacterized. NCBI's taxonomy places the organism in Eukaryota, Viridiplantae, Streptophyta, Magnoliopsida, Fabales, Fabaceae. The record is from RefSeq and is a predicted model, not a curated record.
UUCUAGUGGGCUACUUUUGUGGGCCUCAGCCAGAUUGGCCAACUCUCUCCAUGGCCCACCAACCCACAUGCCCAUCUCUAUUAAACCCUCUCCCACAAACACACACAUCAAACUUUCUUAACUCUAAUAUGGAGGUUGCUCUUGAACUAGAAGAUGACCUCUUUUUUGCUGACUUGAGCAAGCAGAUUUCUCUCCUGAUUAUGGACGAAGAAGAAGAUGAAGAACACCCUCUUGCUUCUUCUCCUCAAGAACACCACUUUCAGACCUAUUCUUCUGGGUCAUUCUAUCAUCCCCCACAGUCUGCUAUUCUCUAUGAGCAUGCUUUGAGAAGACAGAGCAAAGGGACAGGGGUGUUUAUCCCUCAAUCCACUCAGCCCAGAAGGAAGCACAGGAAAGGAAGAUCAAGCUCAAACGCAAAACAUCAAAAGCAGUCUCCAGACACGGCUGCUCCUGUUCCUAUUAAAACCAGUUUCGAAUCCGAAAAUGGUUGAGGAUACGUACAUGUCUUCCCACAAAACUACAUAAGUCGUAUCGCUUGAUUACUUCUAUAUGGGUCUGAUUAAUUCUUUAGUCUUUAGGCAAUAAUUGUAUGGUUAUGUAGUUUGAACAAACCAUGUGCAGGUCAAUAUGUGUUGACAGUGAUGCCAGUAGAAUAAUUGUAUAUACAGUGGAGAUUGCAGAAUCUUCCUUAUGAAUUAGUUUUUGCAGGGUUAGUUAAAGUUUGAUUGAAGUCAAGGUGUGCACAAGCAUGAUUUGUUGUUAUGAUGUUAUCUAGUUUGAUGAAUCUGUCCUUGUUUUUUUUA